Phalacrocorax carbo (great cormorant) is the source of this 3197-nucleotide messenger RNA. NCBI's taxonomy places the organism in Eukaryota, Metazoa, Chordata, Aves, Suliformes, Phalacrocoracidae. The record is from RefSeq and is a predicted model, not a curated record.
CCGGCCUGGCGGUGGCACAAGCACGAGCCUAAACCCGAGCCUAAUCCGGCGGUCCGUGCUCGGCGGCGGGCGUUUGACCAGAACCAUAGAUUAUGAGGACGUUAGGACACACUGCAAAACCUUCCUUUUUGAUAAAAAGCUUUGCCACUGUGAGCAGAUUGCUGUUAGCAGCAGCUAUGCAACAGGCAAAAAUGUCUGCAGCAUGCGACUUCGUUAUGCUCCACACUGGGCAGAAGAUGCCUCUCAUAGGACUGGGAACUUGGAAAAGUGAGCGUGGCCAAGUGAAAGAAGCAGUGAAAUAUGCCCUAAGUGUGGGUUAUUACCACAUCGAUUGCGCAGCUGCUUAUAGUAAUGAAGCAGAGAUUGGUGAGGCUUUCCAGGAAUGCCUUGGGCCAAACAAGAUUAUUAAAAGGGAGGACCUGUUUGUAACAUCAAAGCUCUGGAAUACCAAGCACCACCCAGAAGAUGUAGAGCCAGCACUAAGAAAAACACUUGGAGAUUUGAAACUGGAUUACCUGGACCUGUACCUCAUGCACUGGCCUCAUGCCUUUGAACGAGGGGACAAUCUCUUCCCAAAGAAUCCCGAUAACACGAUGCGUUAUGAUUACACUGAUUACAAGGAUACCUGGAAGGCUAUGGAGAAGCUGGUAGAAAAAGGUCUUGUGAAAGCCAUUGGGCUGUCAAACUUCAACAGUCGUCAGAUUGAUGAUGUACUAAGCGUGGCUACUGUCAAACCAGCUGUGCUCCAGGUAGAAUGCCAUCCUUACCUAGCUCAGAACGAGCUGAUAGCUCACUGCCAGAAACGAGGACUGGUUGUCACUGCCUAUAGUCCCCUUGGUUCUCCAGAUCGCAUGUGGAAACACCCAGAUGAGCCUGUGCUUCUAGAAGAACCCGGGAUCAAAAAACUGGCAGAAAAAUACAGCAAGUCACCGGCACAGAUCAUCCUCAGAUGGCAAGUGCAGCGUAAAGUGAUUGCCAUUCCCAAGAGUGUCACUCCCGCUCGCAUUCAGCAGAAUCUCCAGGUGUUUGAUUUCAGCCUCACAGAAGAGGAGAUGAACCAUAUUGGAAGCCUGAAUAAAAACUGGCGUUACAUUGUCCCAAUGAUUACGGUGAAUGGAAAGCUAGUAGCAAGAGAUGCUGGACACCCGCAUUACCCCUUCAAUGACCCCUAUUAACUACUAGAAAAUGAGGUGUUAGCAUAACGUGCUCCUCUGCACACUCUUCCACAAAGUGAUUGUUGCCACAAUUUGUCAAAAAACCUGUCCAAAUAAGACCUUCCUUCCUGAGUAGGUUGACUUACAAUGUACCGCUACUAACUGACCUCCUUCCUGGACAUACUGUAGCUUCCAUGUCAAAAUUUGUGGAUUACAAUGACUGCAGGCUUUCUCCUGGAAGCACAAAAUCUUUUGGGGAUUAGGUAAAGAGUGGGUGAGCCUGAAUCAAGUUCCAAACACGUCAUUAUCAGGUUAGGGCAAUAAUUUGGGUUUCCUGCCUGCAAAAUGGUUUUGAAAGCUUUAGUUAUUAACAUGGCAGGGUAGGGAAAGGGGGUGGGGGGGAAGGCAUGAAAGUAGUUUAAAACUAAACUGCUCAGCCAUUGACUUUGGAUAUCUUUAUUCCUUCUAUCAACAUAAUAGUAAAGUAAAAUGUGCUACAGUUACACUAUGUCCAUAAACCAUUCAUUAAAACCCAAGUAACCAGCAACACCCAGUGCUUUUUAUCCCCUUUAGAGUACUUGUGGGACUCAGAAUUCUCUAUUUUCUUUUUCUUUUAAUUUGCCUGUAGAUUUGAGGAGAAUAAAUGCAUACCCUGGAGCAGGCCUUCAGGGCUAUCCUCUCUGUUGCUUGUCACAUGGAUAAGUUUCAGCUCUAACAAUAGUUCUGAUUGUCCUGUCACAAAAGCCUCAAAAACCUUCUAGCAAGUCUUGUGGAAGAACAUCCUGCUUUUACUGUAAAGUUGCCCAACGUCUGUUUACCAAAGAUGUCCAGUUUGAGUUCUGGAAGGCCACCAAAUUUGUUCCUGGCUAUACAGUAAGAGCAAAGACCUGUCAAAGGGCCCCUUCCAUUUUAAUGUUGCAUUUUUGGCUGAUGCCUGGGAGAGCUGGUCCUGUCUCCUGUUCUACCGCUGACCCGCUGGUAACACCGGGCAAGUCAUUUGCCUUUUCUGUGCCUCUGUUUUCCUCCUUGCCGUGUCUGUCUCUGUGUUACUCCCUGGCAGGGGCUAAUUUCCUGAGUGCUGAUACACUGUUGAGCAGGACUGGGGCCCUAGCGCUAACAAGGGUUUUAUUCUGUUUCAGUCUUGUUUCAGUCUCUUAAUGAAUUGUCUAGCCAUCCGAGUACAAAGGGCAUGAGGUGUUAGUACCUACCAGAGCUCCGAUGCCUAUACCUUCUGUGGCCUUAGAAACCUUAACACUUUAUUUUGAUUUUCUCUACCUGUAAAACAGGAUUAAUGCUCAUUUGCCUUUGUACAGGCAGGGGUAGCAAGGCAGAGUUUCUAAAGGCCUCUUGGAUUUAAAACAAAGGAACUCUUUCAGAUCUGUUGAUGCCAUUCAGAGACAGUCGUAGGCAUGACUCCUCGUUUGCUGCUGGAUAAAGAAAGCUUAACUGGUUGUUAGUGAAAUAAAGAUUACUUAUUUUUUAUUUUUCUCAUAGCAAUACAAACAUAGAAUUAGAAAAAGAAUCAUCUGUAUUCAAAUAGUUUUAAAGAAUUAUUUCAGUUUUAAUAACCUCAUUUAUGGUAGGCCUAAAGUAAAACUAUAUAUUCAACUCAAGCAUAAUGCCUCCUCAGGUAUUUCCUGCCCUGGGCCUCACAGCACGCAGCUAAACUGGAACAAACCUGUUUAUCACUUUUUGUAGUCCUUAUGUACAAUUUAAAGAAUUUCUGUUCCUCGGUAAAGUGUUUCCUAAUUCCUGCUGAAUUUACCUCAGUGGAGAAAGCCAUUGCAGCUCAGUUAGGAUUCUUUACUACACUGGACGUUUUCUUCUGAGGGAAAGGAAAUCCCUGUUGGUUUUUUAUUAUUCUAAUCAAACACGGGUGACUUUGAAUACAGUUCUUACUGCAGAUCAGUAGGGAAGCAACUUUACUUUGAAGGCACUAUGUAGAACGUUAACAGCAGUCAUCCUGCCAAGAGAAGUGGCUUUUCUUGCAUGUAUUUACACUUGUAUGUUUGCAUGUCUUAAAUAAAUACUGCACGCGGUGUA